UUUGAUAUCGUCAUAUAAAAAAACACACAUACAUACAUACAUUUGAUUUUGAGGUACAAGAAGCAGGGUGAGUUGUACACGCGAAACAAAAAAUAAAUGGCAUCACCAUCAUCUUCGUUUAUAGCGGCAGCGGCGGCGAAGGCCGGGCCGGCGCUCCGCCGUCAGGCCUUAAGCAUAACGGAGGAGGCGGCAGUCAGGAUCCGGAAGCUGCUAGAGGAUCGCCAGAGGCCUUUCCUCCGCCUCGGCGUCAAGGCUCGUGGCUGCAACGGCUUGUCCUACACCCUCAACUACGCUGAUGAGAAGGGGAAGUACGAUGAAUUGAUUGAUGACAAGGGUGUGAAGGUACUGAUUGAUCCAAAGGCCAUGAUGCAUGUAAUAGGAACCAAGAUGGAUUUUGUUGAUGACAAACUCAGAUCGGAAUUUAUUUUUGUUAAUCCAAAUUCUAAAGGAGAGUGUGGGUGUGGAGAGUCUUUCAUGACAAUGAGUAAUUCAGAGGCUACUAAGCGAGGUGGUAGUUAGAAGUGAUUAUGAUAAUGAAGUCACUCUUACUAAAUUCUAGCCCCUAGAAAGCUUGUAUGUUGCCAAGCUGGAAACACAGAGAUUAGUAGCAAUGUCUGGUCAAAGCAGAGCCAAGGUCCUCUUUCUCUCUCUUUUUUUUUUUUUUUUUUUUUUUUUUUUCCCAUAUAAGCUGACAAUUUUUACUUUUUGUGGCACUGGCCUUGUUUACUUUCACCAUGUUAACUAUGAGUGUAGUAACUGGAACAUCUCAUAUUGUCAUUUGUUGUAAAUAAGAGAUGAUUAUACAUUUUACUAUUUGGUGUAAAUAAGAGAUGACUAUACUUUUUACUAGU
Quercus lobata is the source of this 851-nucleotide messenger RNA. Its product is annotated as iron-sulfur assembly protein IscA-like 1, mitochondrial. The record is from RefSeq and is a predicted model, not a curated record. Gene Ontology annotation, molecular function: 2 iron, 2 sulfur cluster binding. Bases 97 to 519 code for a protein of 140 amino acids. Gene Ontology annotation, cellular component: cytoplasm; mitochondrion. The transcript has 3 exons. Gene Ontology annotation, biological process: iron-sulfur cluster assembly. Lineage: Eukaryota; Viridiplantae; Streptophyta; Magnoliopsida; Fagales; Fagaceae.